AUGCGCAAUGACCCAGAAAAUUCUCUCCUUACUAAAGGUUGCAGGGAGAAUGAAAGGCACUUUGAUACGAUAUCUUAUGCUAAAUCAUCACCUAUGGCAUUCAUCAGAAUCUCACAGUACCCCAUGAGCCAAAGAGAUCUACAGCAACACAGAGCUAACCAGUCCAGUCCAUACCCCAUGAUGGUCAGCACUGUUGACACUAUUCUUCUGGCACACAACCACAUGUCCCACUCUCUACUCAACAACAAUCUGACUAGUGCACCGAGGACUGGUCAAGCAUCAAUGUUCAAAGGUCAGAUAUCGAAAUUCAAGCCAGAAAAUUUCACAGAUGGAGCUUGA
Molecule: messenger RNA, 339 nt
Organism: Ilex paraguariensis (yerba mate)
Lineage: Eukaryota; Viridiplantae; Streptophyta; Magnoliopsida; Aquifoliales; Aquifoliaceae
Source: the annotation of a GenBank genome assembly